UUAAUUUUUUCAUCAGUUUUGUCAUUAUCAUUGAAUGAGAUUGAAACUGGAAGUAGUAUUUGAACCUAGUUUAUAAAUAAAUAAUUAUCCAAUCUAAUAAAAUGGCAGAUGAUCUUGAAGUAAUUCCAGAUGUAUUGGAAGAAGCGGGCGUUCUUGAGGCUGAUGUCGGAGCAACAUUUGACCAGCAGCUGGCGAAUAUUGACCCCAAGCUCAAGGUGGACAUGGACCCAUUUGCUCACCGCGACCUGCGACCAGAGAUGAUGUUCAUUAGAGAGGAGCUGAGACAAGCCAAAUUCCAGACUUUGGCUGUACGUCGUGCUGCCUUGAAGAAGCUGUUAUUGAUGGAUUUUAUGCAAGAAGACUGCGAGUUGAAAAAUCUUGGCCUGUCGUACGCACCGCCGGAUCCUUAAAGAAUAUAUGUAACUAAAAUGCUUGAAUAUAGCAAUAUGUUUUGAAAA
This is a messenger RNA of Plodia interpunctella (Indianmeal moth), 458 nucleotides long. RefSeq lists its product as uncharacterized. Bases 102 to 410 code for a protein of 102 amino acids. The record is from RefSeq and is a predicted model, not a curated record. The transcript has 3 exons. NCBI's taxonomy places the organism in Eukaryota, Metazoa, Arthropoda, Insecta, Lepidoptera, Pyralidae.